GAUGAAGUCACUGCUUACCUUCUAUAUCCCUUGGUGUCAAGUUGAAGACAGUGAAAUUAAACGUUUGAAUAUCACUCUUCUUUUUUUAUUUUACUGUUUAAAUGCGGUCGAAUGUUCGUAGUUCGAUGUGUUAGGCUCUGCGUCUUUGGCAGCCGUGUAGGAAGACGGUGGACACCACUUACGCGGCACAGCAGUGUCAGACGUGCUAACCAUGCUAACCUGCUUCCAGAGGAGCUGCAGCACUGCGGGGCUGCAGCCACAAAACGCUUCUGUCACACUGAUUUUGCAGAUUUGUACAAGAAUGAGUCGGUGCAGAGGUAUCUCCAGCAGCUCAUGGAGGAAUAUGGGGAAGUCAGUAAGAAACUGCAGUAUGCACAUCUCAGCGACUCGGAGAGAAAAUUGCUGAUGAAGAAACGCACAAAGCUGCUGCCACUGGCGAAUGUAUUUCACAAAAGUGAGCAGGCUUUAAAAGACCUGCAGGAGGUUUCGUCAGUUCUGGAUGGUUCUUCUGGGGCCACAGAGGAAGAUGCACAUUUGACAGAGCUGUUGAAAGAGGAGGAAGCUCAGAUUUCUCACAAGAUUUUGACUUUAAGAAGAGAUCUUAUCAAGGCUCUUGUGCCCACUGACCCAUUGGACUCCAGUAACAUUGUGCUGGAGGUUGUGUCAGGACGAACAACAGGAGGUGACAUCUGUCAGCAGUUCACCAGAGAAAUGUUUGAAAUGUAUCAGGGCUUUGCCCACUACAAAAACUGGGACUUUGAUGUCAUAAACUACACACCUUCUGAUGUGGGUGGUUUGCACCAUGCUGCGGUAAGAAUACAAGGGGAAAGUGUGUACAGACAUCUGAAGCAUGAAGGUGGCACACACAGGGUGCAGAGGAUUCCUCAGGUGGGCCUUUCUUCCAGGAUGCAGCGUAUCCACACUGGAACGAUGACUGUCAUUGUCCUGCCUCAGCCGAUUGAGUUUGAGAUCAAAAUUGAUCCCAAGCACCUUCGCAUCGACACAUUUAGAGCUCGAGGCGCUGGAGGCCAAAGUGUCAACACAACAGACAGUGCUGUACGCAUUGUUCAUCUUCCCACAGGCAUUACAGCUGAGUGUCAGCAGUCUCGCUCUCAGCUGCAGAAUAGGGACACAGCCAUGCACGUGCUGAAGGCUCGAAUCUAUCACAGUAUUCUCAAUGAAGAGAAUGAGAAGAGGCACACAGCACGGAGGAAGCAGGUGGGCACACGUGCACAGUCAAACAGGAUUCGCACCUACAACUUUAGUCAGGAUCGUGUCACAGACCACAGGACGGGCUGCGUUACCAGAGAUAUCAAGGAGUUCAUGAGAGGCGGUGAGGCCUUCAGUGAUCUGGUAUCAGCGGUACUUGAACACACAGAGAGGGAGGUUCUUCUGGAGGAAGUGCAGAACAGCAGCAGCCUGCAGCAGCCUUAACACCUACAGCUCCCCUCUACCUGCUCUUUGUGGGCUUGUUGCAUUUCUUUUGGGGCAGAUUUCAUUGUUUUUCCAGUAUCUGGUUAAACUAAAAAUUGAUUUGAAAUGGAGGAAUCCAAUAAUUAUUUUUGUUUUUGCAAUAAAAUAUUGCAUUCUGUAUUAA
Molecule: messenger RNA, 1597 nt
Organism: Thalassophryne amazonica
Lineage: Eukaryota; Metazoa; Chordata; Actinopteri; Batrachoidiformes; Batrachoididae
Gene: mtrf1
Product: mitochondrial translational release factor 1
Exons: 11
Coding region: 112-1434 (440 amino acids)
Biological process (GO): translational termination
Molecular function (GO): translation release factor activity
Source: RefSeq, a predicted model, not a curated record